AUGGCCCGUCCCAAAGCCACCUCCUCCGCCGCCCGCACCAAGUCCACCAACCCCAAACCCGCCGCCGCCUCACCACGCAAAGACCGCUCCCUCCGCCCCCGCAGCGGCCUCUCCUCCUACGCCGACACCGCCGGCGACUCCGACGACGACAAUGCCGACGCCGCCGACCAGGACGCCGAGGGCGACGAGGACGCAGAGUACUCGUCCGACGACGAGGAGGACGAGCCCGAAGAGGACGACGCGGAGCCCGAGGCCCCCGCGGAGCCGCUGCCGGAGCGCGGCGCAAACGGGACGCGCUCGCUGAGGCCCCGCGCGGCUCUGGGACAGCCGGAGGGCCUGAAGGACUAUGUGUCGACGGACGCGGCGCUGGGGCAUAAGAAGCGGCCGCGGGCGGCAGGGCCCGCGGUGCAGCGCGUGGCGAAGGGGAAGCGGCUGCCGCCGGGGAAGGCGUGUCUGGCGUGCCGCGCGAGCCGGCGGCGUGUUUUGUGA
Molecule: messenger RNA, 489 nt
Organism: Morchella sextelata
Lineage: Eukaryota; Fungi; Ascomycota; Pezizomycetes; Pezizales; Morchellaceae
Exons: 2
Coding region: 1-489 (162 amino acids)
Source: RefSeq, a predicted model, not a curated record